Sphenostylis stenocarpa is the source of this 2031-nucleotide messenger RNA. The record is from the annotation of a GenBank genome assembly. Lineage: Eukaryota; Viridiplantae; Streptophyta; Magnoliopsida; Fabales; Fabaceae.
AUGGAGAUAGACUCUGAUGUUCGUCAGGAUGCAAAGAAAUUAGAAGGAGAAGUAGAAUGCUCUGUUUUAAAGGAGAAAGACUUGGAUAUGGAUGAAGAUGGUAAAAGAAGAGAAGGAGAAAUAGAGGGGUUUGUUUCCAUGGAGACAGUCUCGUAUGUUCAUGAAGUUGUUAAGAAAAUAGCUGAAAAUGAAGCAGAUAGCUCUGUUUCCAUGGAGGGUGAUUUCAAUUUCCUUCGGGAAGUUGAAGGAGAAAAAAUAGAAGAUUCUUUAUUCACAGAUAGUGACUCUGCUGAAGCCAAUGGUUUGGCAGAAGAACCAAGUUUCAUGACCUUCUCUUUCCAACGAAAUUAUAUAGCUCCAGAUGUUUCCCAUAAUCUAUUUUCCAAUAAUGAAAAUAUUUUCAAAAUGGAAUCUUCAGAGCUUGAUUUGGAGGAAGGCAUUGUUCCUCGAGAAGAAGAGAAUAAUGAGCACUCUAUUCAAGAACAGAGAAAUAUCACAUCCAAUUCCACUUUUGGUCCAAUCCUUCAAAGUAAUACCUUUUGUACCAGUGAUUCAUUUGAUGAUGAUGACGACAACAUUUUAAACGAUAGCACAUUCCAAUCUGAUUUUGGGUCAAAAUCAUGCAACAAUACCAUUGAUUAUUCGGUAGCACUUCAAAUUCUUAGUUCAAACCAUUCUUGUGAAGAAUAUGGUUCUGAAAGUCUCGAGGGAAGUAAAGAUGAAAGAGUUGAAUUCCGAGAAGAACCUCAAUAUUCAUGUGACCAUGAAGCCUCACGCGGUCUAAGUUGUGAUCUUGAUGAGGAUAAAGAUAAAAAGGAAAGUUCUUCAUACCAUGGAGAAGACACCAUGUGGGAAGGUAAAUGGGAUGAAUCAGAUUUUGAUGAUGAAGAAGAUGACGAUGACUUCGAUUGGGAACAUGACGAGGUAGUGGAACAACUGAGAAUGGAACUGAAAAAUGCAAGACAAGGAGGGCUUUCCACUAUUUUAGAAGAAGAGGAAGAAGCGCAAACAGAGUCUCCGAAAGUUGUUGAGGAUCUACAGCCAUUGAAGAUUGAGAAGAAGAUAGAAUUCAAGGAUCACAUUGUUGAAAUCCAAAGGGUUUAUAGGUGCUAUGCAGAAAAAAAUCGGAAACUGGAUAUUUUGAAUUACCAGACCAUGCAUGCAAUUGGUGAGUACCGAUCUACCGUCCAAAGUGUGAAGCCUCAAAUAUCCCAAAAUCUGUGGCCACGCAAGGCAGUGAAACAGGUAUCUGAUCCAAUAGUGAAGUUCGUUGAAGAUCUGCAUAGAGAUUUGGAAUUGGUGUACGUUGGUCAAGUUUGUCUCUCGUGGGAAAUGUUGUGUUGGGAGCAGAAGAAGGUUGAAGAGUUACAACGAUAUGAUUCUCAAUGGCCUCGUAGCUAUAAUCUUGCAGCGGGUGACUUUCAACUCUUUCAGGUCCUCAUGCAUCGCUUCCUGGAGGACGAGCCAUUUCAAGAACCAAGAAUUCAGAAUUACAACAAGAACCGUUAUGUCAUUCGCAACUUGCUCCAAGUUCCACCCAUUAAAGAUGACAAUUCGAAGGACAAAAAAUUAAUUAAGUCAGGUGAAGAGUAUGCAAUGAAUGGCGAAAGGUUGGGAGAAAUCAUCAAACAGUCCAUGCAGGUGUUCUGGGAAUUUGUGAAAGCGGAUAAAGAUCAUGGCAAUGUGAUCAAAGCUUCUCAUAAAACAGGAAUUGAUCUCAAGGACCAAGCAAUUUCUGAUCUUCUUAGGAAUGUUCGAACUCAAUUGCAAAAGAAGGAGAGAAAGCUGAAGGACAUAGUAAGGAGUGGGAAUUGCAUAGUGAGGAAGUUCCAAAAACACCAUGAACAUCAAAUCCCACUUGAUCAAGAACAGUUACUUGCUCAAGUUGGACUGAGAUUGGUCUCAAGGGUGUUACACAUGAAAAAAUUAAGAAAAGAACAACUAAUGUGGUGUAAUGAAAAGUUGAACCGAAUCAAAUUUGUUGGCAGAAAGGUUCAAGUGGAACCUUCUUUAUUGUUUUUCCCUUCUUGA